This is a messenger RNA of Corylus avellana, 2196 nucleotides long. RefSeq names its product pentatricopeptide repeat-containing protein At5g66520. Gene Ontology annotation, biological process: RNA modification. The record is from RefSeq and is a predicted model, not a curated record. NCBI's taxonomy places the organism in Eukaryota, Viridiplantae, Streptophyta, Magnoliopsida, Fagales, Betulaceae. Gene Ontology annotation, molecular function: protein binding; RNA binding.
UACUCUAGUUCUAAAACUGAUGUUAGUUUUGAUGCUUAUUGAUUAUUAUGGUUUCCCGCCACAUUCAAAGCCUCAUCCAACGGUCAAAAACUACUACCCAUCUUCUCCAACUCCAAUCUCUAGUCUUCAAGACCGCUCUCGAUCACGACACUGAGGUUGUCUCUCGGUUCGUCCUCUCCGCGUGCUCGAUUUCGGUCGGUUUUGCAAGAUUAGUUUUCGGUAGCGUACCCAUUACUCCACCCCUUUUUGCUUGGAAUACAAUCAUUAGAGCGUUCACCAAAACCUCAGCUUCAAUUGAAUCAGUGAGGCUGUUCUCUCAGCUCCAAAGGGUUGAGCUUAAACCUGACAAUUUCACGUACCCUUUUGUUUUGAAAGCCUGCGGUCAGUGUUCAAUGUUUGGAGAAGGUGGGGCAGUGCAUUCGAUGAUUAUAAAGGUGGGUUAUGAUUCGGAUCGGUAUAUAGGGAAUACUCUUUUGAGGAUGUAUGCAGCUUGCGGUGCGAUCAGGCUUGCAAGACGCGUGUUCGACGAAAUGCCUGCCAGGGAUGUGGUUUCUUGCAGCUCCAUGAUUGCGGGAUAUGUUGCUUGCAACCGCCCAUCAGAUGCUUUUAAGGUGUUUCGACACAUGAAGCUAGCAAAUGAACAACCAAACUCAGUUACUUUGGUCAGCUUGCUUUCUGCUUGUACUCGUCUGCUUGAUAUCAGAGCCGGGGGGUCCAUUCAUUCCUAUAUUAUCAUAAACCACAUGGGAUUGGAUGUUGCUUUAGGGACUGCUCUCCUUGAAAUGUAUUCCAAGUGUGGGCAUAUUAAGAAAGCUUUCCAAGUUUUCAAUUCAAUGGUUGAGAAGAAUUUGCAGUCUUGGACAAUCAUGAUAUCUGGUCUUGCAGAUCAUGGCUGUGGGGAAGACGCUAUCUCAUUGUUGACCAAGAUGGAACAAACUGGGCUGAAACCAGACAGCAUGGCAUUUGCUGGGAUCUUGUCAGCUUGUAGCCACUUGGGUCUUGUUGAUGUGGGUGAAAAGUAUUUUUAUCAGAUGGAAAAAAUUUAUGAUAUCAAGCCAACGAUGGAGCAUUACGGAUGCAUGGUGGAUUUGUUUGGAAGAGCUGGAUUGAUUGACGAAGCUUAUGAGAUUAUCAAGAACAUGCCAAUGGAGCCAAACUCUGUCAUAAUCAGGUGCUUCCUGGGUGCAUGUAGAACGCAUGGCCAGAGCUUUUGUUUUGAUGAUAACCUGAGGAAACUCUUGCUUAAGUUAGAGCCGGAACUUGGAGCAAACUAUGUACUUGCUGCUAAUGUAUCUUCUUUAUCUGGUAGCUGGAAUGAUGCAUCUGACCUGAGAAUAGCCAUGAAACAGAAGCGAUUGACGAAGGUUCCUGGGUUCAGUUGGGUAGAAGUAAAUGAUAGUUCUGCAGAAGUAAUUACAGAAGUGGCUGUAUAGUGACUUUUGAUAUCGGGCCAAUUAAGAGUCAUAUUCCUAUGUAACUCUUUAGAUUAUGCUGAAAAAGCAGGGGUGAAGAAGACAAUUUUGUAAGUUAAAGGGGCAAAGUAUUGAUUGUAAAGACAAAUGAAAUCACUGGUCAAAUGUGUAAGAUAUAAGAUUUAAAUUUCUAAAUAAGACCGUCACUUCAUUCUUCAAUCUCUUCUACUCUAUUAGGUUGAAUUGAGGUGGAGAUGAUAGGAUCCGUUGGUUUCCUUCCAAAAGGUGGACAUUUGAGGUCAAAUCUUUUUAGCAUGUGAUUAGCCCCCCGCUGGCCUUUUUUUGGCUUGGAAGAGCAUGUGGAGGAAUAAAGCACAUUCAAGAGUGACUUUUUCUUUUUUGGGCAGCAGAUAGAGUUAGGGAAGACCUUGAUCUUGGAUAAGCUAGGAAAGAGCUAGGCACAUCAUAGUGAUGGACUGGUGUUGCAUGUGCAAGAAGAGUGGGGAAUCGAUCGACCAUCUUCAAUUCCAUUGCGAAGUAGCUAGAGAUUUGUGGGUGUCGGUUUUCCAUCUUUUCGGGAUAGAGUGGGUAAUGUCCUAUUGGGCCGUGGAGUUAUUGGCUAGCUUGAGAGAACGCAAUUCUUGUAAUUUUGAAGAUUGUGAGAGAAUGGUGAUAGAGUUGGAAAAUAUAUUGUUCAAAACUCAUUAUGGGUGGAUGGAUUUUCUAAUUUUUUAGAAUUUAUGGAUUUGUGUUAUUCUUCUCCCUAAGGGGUGUCUCUCUUGUA